Spodoptera littoralis (African cotton leafworm) is the source of this 978-nucleotide messenger RNA. The record is from the annotation of a GenBank genome assembly. Lineage: Eukaryota; Metazoa; Arthropoda; Insecta; Lepidoptera; Noctuidae.
AUGAGAACAGACGAGUUAAAUCGGCCAGACGCUUCAAAUAAGAGUCUGAAGCAGAAAUUGAAACAAAAUAUAGUGAUUGUUGGGGUAAUAGUCGGAGUAUCUCUGAUCAUCCUUGGAAUAAUAUUAAUAAGUUGUGCUUUUAAGACAGACGGAUAUGAAAUAAUUGAAGAUUAUACAGACUGUGUCGAUUACAAAAGUCGAGAUGUGAAAUGCAAGGAUUCUUUAAAAGUUAAUUCACAAGUGUGUUCCUGUUUUCUACAAAUAAAUGUAGGACAACUGAUGAAAGCACCUGUGACUCUGUUCUACGAGCUGGAGUCAUAUGCUGAUAUAACAAGCAAGUACGCCAACUCAAGGGAUGAUAAUCAGCUGGCUGGUCAGCUGAUCACAACUUCGUCCAGCUGCGAUAACUACACUUACGUCACCACGACGGAAGGCAAGAAGCUUAUCGCACCCUGUGGAGCUCUUGCAGACGCUAUGUUCAAUGAUACGUUCAGCAUGCAAAUAAACAACACGUACUUGAUAGGUAUUCGAACUGGUUUGUUAUCGGAAGAAGAGAAGAAACCUUAUCACAAUCCACCAGGAGACCUCAAUGCGGUUUUACAGAAUUACGCGAAACCGAUUAACUGGAGAGAUAAUAUUACGAUGCUGGAUGAAGACCAUCCUGAAAAUAAUGGAUUUCAGAAUGAGGCGUUCAUUGCGUGGAUGAAGACGGACUUGCAUCGUAAACCGGUAAUGCGUAUUAACCAUACGGGGUACUACGAACAAGGUCUGCCUCCGGCCAAAUACGUGAUACGAGUUAGAUAUGCGUAUCCCGAGGAACGUUACAGCGGACGAAGAAAAAUCAUCAUCAGUUCUGUCCGCAAAUCGACAAAUUAUGUUUCACUUAAUUUUGGCAUUAUCUUCUUAGUACUGGGCUUAGCGGCCGUUGUUGCUGUAGCCGUAUCAUUUUACUUAAGGCGUAGGGCGGGCCGCUUGUAA